This is a messenger RNA of Uloborus diversus, 1891 nucleotides long. Its product is annotated as IQ and ubiquitin-like domain-containing protein. Gene Ontology annotation, molecular function: protein binding. Gene Ontology annotation, biological process: cilium assembly. Gene Ontology annotation, cellular component: acrosomal vesicle; motile cilium. The transcript is spliced from 10 exons. Bases 64 to 1818 code for a protein of 584 amino acids. Lineage: Eukaryota; Metazoa; Arthropoda; Arachnida; Araneae; Uloboridae. The record is from RefSeq and is a predicted model, not a curated record.
CAACAUGCAAAAUUUUACAUCUCUCAUUUAUAUGAAUCGAUACAAAUUACUGUGGAUGACUACAUGGGCAGUAAAGGAGGAAACAAAAAAGCAGUUGAUAAUUUGGAGAAAAUUUCUUACUCAACAGCCAAGUUUUGUGACAUGAAUGACAUGGGAGACGAUUUAAUUGCAACUAAACAGCAGAACAAAGUUGAAAAUGUCCCCUCUACUUGCUCCUUAAGAACUCAUGUGACAGGAUUCCGGCAUAAGUUAACGGGAACUAUUUACCGUAAUAAAGCAUCACAAACUAGACCCCCUGCUUGGAAAUAUGGCCUGGUUGAAAGAUUCAAUCGAGAAUCCCAAACCAUUACUGUGUGUGACCAAGUACAACAAACACCUGUAGACGCUUGCACACAAGUUUCUGUUCGAAACAUUUUUAUUCAAACUACUGGUGACAAAAUCUUAUAUGCAAGAAGAAAUUAUAAAAAUUCCAAUGUCAUUGAAGAAGAAUACUUAAAAAGGGUAGUAAUGGUUCAAAACUAUGUCAGAUGUUGGCUUGCUCGACGUGAAUUAGAAAGAAGAAAGAAAAUCGAUUCACUAAAACAAUUAUGGGAAAAAAAGCAAGAAAGAUUGAAAAGCAAUAAAGAAAACAAUUGGUGGAAAGAGUUAGAGAAAAGAAAGCUUAAUCCUGUUGAUGAUGAAGAUUUUGCAUUACUUUUCAAAGAAGUGCAAAAAUGGUGGAAUUCAGAAGCAGAAGAUAUUUCAAAGACAAGAACAGGAGCAGAUUUAAAAGCAGCUAUGUUGAUGUUACUUGAUGCGGAGACUAAAAAGAUAGAGGAAAUUAAUCGAAAAAAGAUUCUUGCAAAAAAUACCAAGUAUUCUGAGAUAAAGCAGAAACUUUUAACAAUCGUAGCUAAGCCUAAGAUAUGGAGAACUUAUAACAGUGCAGUACAAGUUGAAACAGAUGCAACACAGAGGGGAAAAGUGCUGCAUAACUUGCAUUUAAGUUUGUCAAUGAAAUGUAUAUCCGCUCAAGAUCGUAUCAGCGCAUUGCUUAGCUUAGUAGAAUUAAUCAAGCCAUACAAGAGUAAGUUGACAAGUACCUUGACACAGUUGGCCAACAGAGAAGUUGAUUUGCUUUUAAGAGGCACCAAAGAAGAAUUCUUAGGAGGCUUACGGACCAGGAUACAAGAUCUGUUCUGGCAAUAUGCUAAACAGCCAAUAAUUAACCCUGAGAUGCAAAGAUUCUUAAAAGUGAAAGAAACUGAUGGAAAACCUCCUAAUAUUCUUUGUUGUGCAGCAUGUAAACAGUUUUAUGUUUUACCAUUGAAUGCAACUGAUGAUUUAUUAGGAAAAAGUGUUUUACAAAAUUGCUUUGCAAAAUGUAAAAAGUGCUUAUACCUAGAAAAUGAAGGCUGGAUAAGAAAAGAUUUCAAAUUAUAUCAAAGGAUUUUAACAUUUUUAAUUGAUGCAGAAGAAGAAAAAGGAUCAGCGUCUCCAAUUAUUUAUAUUUUACAAACUCAUGAUAUUGGUCAUUUGGUGGAAAAAAUAUGGCGACGUCAAAGUUGUUUAAGUGGUUAUGCAGAUGAGAGCCAGCUCCAAUUAGUUCGGUACAAUUCAGGAAAAAAGUGGACGCCAUGGAACUGUAUGCUAGUUACUAAUCAAGAGGCUUUGAUUAUAGACAAGAUACCUUUCUCAAAAACAAAUUAUGACCAAAGUUUUAAGACAAAUAUUGCACAGAGGCAUGCAGCAGCAAGAAGUUAUUUUGCAAGCAUUCCCAGAUUUUUGCCAUUCAUUUUUAAAUCUGAAUUUGACACAAAACAAUCUCUAAAUAUCUGAAAUAAUUCAUCAAAAUGAAAAAAAUCCUUCAUGAUUCCAUUUUUAUUCAUUUAUUUGUUAUGUUUUUUUCCAU